Molecule: messenger RNA, 1386 nt
Organism: Cuscuta epithymum
Lineage: Eukaryota; Viridiplantae; Streptophyta; Magnoliopsida; Solanales; Convolvulaceae
Source: the annotation of a GenBank genome assembly
CUGAAUCAAGCAACUACAUGAUCAGAUCUCUAUGUUUGUAGAUACAAUUUUUUCCUCUUUUUCGGUUACCAUAAACCCUAGUACUGCCGCCACAUCUACGGUAGUCUCCGAUUCUUUGAGGAUGAGUGCGGCUGAUAUGGCGCAGACCACCUUCUCCGCGUCGCUGAUCACGGUGCUUGCUUCCAACGUACCGAUGGGUUCGCCGCUUGCUGCUGCCUACGUCCGCUCAGCCCACCUUCUUGGCGCCGCUGACCAUGGUGCUUGCUUCCAGCGCACCGUUGAGUUCACCGCCCGCUGCUGUAGACCUCCAUUCUCUAGCCGAGUCCGGUUCGACCGCUCGCAUGGCCGUUCUAGAGCGCUACGCCUGUCCCACUCUCUCUGGCGACCCUGGCAUGUUCCCAUCGUCUUCUGCUGGGCCAGUUGGCCGUCAGCCGGGAUCCUCUCCGCUGCCCACUUCCUUCGCUGCUCUUGUCCAAGAUUGGUAUAGUUCGGUCCAUCUUGAAUUGGGUAUGCUUGGUAAGCUUGGUCCGAAAGAUUUGAAACGUGCAGCGACCGUGUGAAUAUUACAGUCCAUGCGUGCUGAACUAAUUAAACAUCUGGUACGCACGAGUAUAAGACUUACCAUUAUUGGAUUGACAGAGUCACUGUGAUUCAUAUCAUCUCAUAUGCCUUGUCGGUCGGGGAGGUGGAGUGCUUGGGCAUUUAACAUUUUGGAUGAAUAUAUAUGAGGCGUUGCGUUGGAGCCAUUCCAUUACGUUCCAGUGCGCGAGUUGAGGCAUUAAAAAUGGGACGGGCGCCGCAGGAGAUGUUUCUGAUAUUCAUAUUAUUGCUGUUGUUAUCACCGGAGAGUGGAGCUGCUGCUGCUGGAGGUGGCCUUAAUUACCGUGAAGCCCUCAACAAAGACAUCAUCUUCUUCGAGGGCCAAAGAUCUGGGAACCUCCCCUCUUCAAACUGCAUGACGUGGAGGAGGGAUUUUGCGCUCUCCGACGGCUCCCUCCAACACGUGGACUUGGUGGGAGGGUACUAUGAUGCCGGAGACAACGUGAAGUUCAAUUUCCCGAUGUCGUACACCGCCACCAUGCUGUCGUGGAGCGUGCUGGAGUACUGCUACAAAAUGAAAUCGCUUGCGUAGACUAUUAACAUGUGUUGUGUUUGUUAAUAGUUUUGUGAUGGUUUCCGUUUUGAACUCAAGGACAGAUUGGUAUAGUUCGGUCCAUCUUGAAUUGAGUAUGCUUGGUAAGCUUGGUCUGAAAUAGAACUUUGUGGUUCUCAACUAUUACUUGUAUUAUUUGCAUGAUAUACUUGUAAUGGUUUGGCAAUGAUGAGUCUCCUCACAACCUUGUAUUGCUACUCUACACCACCUAGGACCAAUAAAUUGGAGAAUAA